Eruca vesicaria subsp. sativa (arugula) is the source of this 1648-nucleotide messenger RNA. Lineage: Eukaryota; Viridiplantae; Streptophyta; Magnoliopsida; Brassicales; Brassicaceae. The record is from the annotation of a GenBank genome assembly.
ACACAAACAAAACAUAUUGAGAUACUAAAGAAGAAGCUAAACAAGAAGAAUCAAAAGAAGAAAACUUAAAGUUUGAGAGAUGGAGCACAGAAAGUCAUAUGUGCUUGUCGCUCUCUUCGCAUUACUCCUUUUGACCGACAUCGUCAUUGCUGAGAGCGAUGGCGGCAAAGGUAAUAACGGCAACGGCCAAGUAGACAAGGGCAAAGGAGGAGAUGAUGAUGACAAGGGAAAAGGUAAUGGCAACGGUUACGGUCCAAAGGACAAAGAAAAGAAGGACAAGGACAAGAAGGACAAAGAUGAUAAAGAAAAGAAAGACAAGGACAAGAAGGAAAAGGAGAAGAAGGAGAAGGACGAAAAGGUGAAGAAGGAUAAGGAGAGGAAGGAGAAAGAAAAGAAGGAAAAAGAGAGGAAGGAGAAAGAGAAGAGGGACAAGGAGCAGAGUGAAGCAGCUGCUAGAUACAGGAUGCUUUCACCGUUGCCUACAGGACAAGAACAGGCCAUGUGCCAGGGUCAGGGUGCAUGUUAUUACAAGACUCUUGCUUGUCCUGCUGAAUGUCCCAAGAGGAAACCCACCAAGAACAAAAACACUAAAGGUUGCUUCAUUGACUGCACCAGCAAAUGUGAAGCUACAUGCAAAUGGAGAAAACCGAACUGUAACGGCUACGGUUCUCUAUGCUACGACCCUAGAUUCGUUGGAGGAGACGGAAGGAUGUUCUAUUUCCAUGGAUCCAAAGGAGGAAACUUUGCCAUAGUUUCAGACAACAACCUCCAGAUCAAUGCUCACUUCAUCGGUACAAGACCCGUUGGAAGAACAAGAGACUUCACAUGGGUUCAAGCCCUAAACGUCAUGUUCGAGAGUCACAAGCUCGUGAUCACAGCCAAUAAAGUAACUCAAUGGGAUGAAACUUCUGACGCCUUUACCAUCAGAUUCAACGAAGAACUCAUCACACUACCUGAAGACGAACAAUCCGAAUGGAAGGUGAACUCAGGACAAAGAGAGAUUGUCAUCGAAAGAACAGACGAGAGGAACAGCGUGAGAGUACUUGUCUCUGGUCUUGUUCAGAUGGAUAUUAAGGUUAGACCAAUAGGGAAGGAAGAAGACAGAGUUCACAACUAUCAGUUGCCGAAAGAUGAUGCUUUUGCACAUCUUGAGACUCAGUUCAAAUUCUUAGACCUAAGCGAGCUCGUUGAGGGUGUUUUGGGGAAAACCUACCGUCCUGAUUACGUUAGCACGGCCAAGACUGGUGUCCCAAUGCCUGUGAUGGGAGGAGAAGACAAGUAUCAAACGCCUUCUCUUUUCUCGCCUACGUGCAGACUCUGCAGGUUUAAGCCUCAAGAAAAACCACUCUCUGCUGAUAUCUAAUGAGAAGAAGAAUAAGUAUGGCAACUUCUAUCAUUUUUAUUUAAAGUUCAUGAAAAAUUCGUAUUUUAUCUGUUUUGUCUAUUCUAUAUUCAUGUAAAAGUAAUGUAAUAAGAGCCAAGAAGAUAAGUACUUGGCUCGUUUUCUGAUGUUUUUGAGGGUUUAAGAAAUGUAAGACGUUUCUUGCGCCAGAAGCAAACCCUUGAUUUCUUAACUUUCUCUUGUUGCAUUGAUGUGUGUUUGAAUACGAAUAUGUUUAAAUAAUAAGGUAUAAAUAAUUAGAUCGUG